This is a messenger RNA of Symphalangus syndactylus (siamang), 1702 nucleotides long. RefSeq names its product small integral membrane protein 34 (gene SMIM34). The record is from RefSeq and is a predicted model, not a curated record. Lineage: Eukaryota; Metazoa; Chordata; Mammalia; Primates; Hylobatidae.
GGGGUGUCACUUCCUUCCUGUCUGGGUUUCCUCAUCUGGGAGACUGUCCAGAGGAAGCUGGUGACUCUUGACCAUGGAGUUUCCUGGCCCUAUGAUGACAGAUCUCUGCCACACCUGGCCAUCUACCACACCUGCAACAGGUGCAGAACACAGGGGAAUUCAAUAGCCAUCCAAGCUCUAAGCUGAGAGCCAGCCUCAAGGAGAGCUUCUGGCCACCUCAGUUCAUGAUGGGACCUGGGAGAGCUGGAGAUUCCUUAAUACCAGCACGUUUUAAAAAAUUGUUUUUAUUUAGAACUUCUUAACAAGUCAAAGCUGGGAAGUGCUUUCUGUUCUGAUGCAACAGAAGACACAGCAAAUCAGAUCCUCUGAUUAACUGCAUGAAAGCAAAGUCAUUCACUUACUAAGUUUCUGUUUGGUGCUGCCCUAAGAUUGUUGGAAGAUCACAUUACUCCCCACUCUGGAAACUCAGUGCAGCUCAACCGCAGUAGGACUGAUCCUUCCCUAAGAGACAGAGUUCUCCUUUCAUCAUCUUCCCCUUCUGUGCAUGGUAGCCGCUUGAACUUGCCCCUCCAAGAGUCAAGGACAAGACCACCCAUGGAAUGGGCCAGGUGGACUCCCCAUGAAGCCUCCAACCAGACCCAGGCCAGCACCCUCCUGGGGCUCCUGCUGGGUGACCACACAGAGGGGAGGAAUGACACCAACUCCACCAGGGCUCUGAAGGUGCCAGACGGAACUAGCGCUGCCUGGUAUAUCCUCACCAUCAUCGGCAUCUACGCGGUGAUUUUCGUCUUCCGGCUGGCCAGCAACAUCCUCAGAAAGAAUGACAAGUCCUUAGAAGAUGUUUAUUACUCAAAUCUGACCUCUGAACUCAAAAUGAAAGGGCUCCAGGGCAAGGUCGCCAAGUGCUCCACACUGACUAUCAGCAACAGAGCUGUGCUGCAGCCCUGCCAGGCCCACGUGGGGGCAACGGGCGGGAGCAGCGGGCCCCAAACCGCAACCCCAGAGACCCCCUGAGAGUCAAGGCCAGGAGGCCUUCCCCAGGGUGGCCCCAGACUUCUUGGAGGGGAGCAGCUUUGGGUUUACUUGGAGCCCUUGAGGGGGACUGGGGGUGCAUCGCUGACAAGGGGUGCUUCUGGCUGCUAGUUUGUGACCAGAGCCAGCAACCCAGUUCCUUCUCAGGCUUCCAGGUGCUUCGAGAAGAGAGAGCGGGGCAGCGGUUUCUAGCCAAAUUCAAUCUUCACUGGCAAAGCCUGUGCUCUGGGGAGGAGCACUGUCCACUGUUCUCGGAGGAAUCCGGGAGACUCCUGGGGGCAUACAAGGAGGUGACCCCUUGUCAUGGAAAGAAGAGUGAACUUGGAGUCGGUCCUGGGUUAAAAUUCAACUUCUGGAGAGUCACAUAAACUGAGCAGCUAGUUGCUCACCUGAGACAUCUAGGGUUUGGAGACAGAUGGUUUUAAAAGGCUAUUUUAUUUCAAAGACUCUGGCUUGAAUAUAGGACCAAAGUUGUUAAUAUCAGAAGUUGGAAAUUCUUCAUUUUCAUUGAAAGAAUUAGGUACGUCAAAAAAAGCACUGGAGCUGGGUGUGGUGGCUCAUGCCUGAAUCCCAGCAUUUAGAGACCCUGAGGCAGCAGGAUCACUUGAGCCCAGAAGACUGAGUCCAGCCUGGGCAACCUAGGGAGACCCUGUUUCUACAAAAAAAAAAA